AUGGACCUCCCUCUACUGGAUUGGCUCAAAAAAUAUACCUUCCCUCUCGAGCAAUCGUUUUCCUCUCUGGAAUUUGCCGAAAAAAUUUAUCCGAUUGUUGUUAGCAAUCUACUACGUCAUGGAACGACGACCGCUGUUUACUUUGCCACGAUUCAUCUGGAAUCAAGCAAACACUUGGCAAAGGUGAUUCACCAAAACGGUCAGAGAGGAUUUGUCGGGAAGGUUAAUAUGGACUGCAAUUCUCCGGAAACUUACAUCGAAACGGUGAAUUCGAGCUUAGAAGAUACCGAGAACUUUGUGAAAUAUGUGUUGGACCUGAAUCAACCAUCUGAUAAAAAAUCACGUCUGGUGACGCCUAUUAUAACACCUAGAUUCGCGGUUUGUUGUUCAUCCGAAUUGAUGGGUUCCCUCUCCAAAAUUGCCGAGAAAUAUGACGUUCCAAUUCAAUCGCACCUCUCCGAGAAUGCCGACGAGAUCGC
Messenger RNA from Acaulospora morrowiae, 479 nucleotides. Lineage: Eukaryota; Fungi; Glomeromycota; Glomeromycetes; Diversisporales; Acaulosporaceae. The record is from the annotation of a GenBank genome assembly.